GCUGGCAGAGACUUCCCUGACGAUUUCCCCCCGGUUGUUUGAUCGAAUUUCAGUUCCUCCCAUUUGACUGUCUGCCAGCUAAAAUUGUAAUCCCGACCGUCGUGCUUAUAUUUUGUAUAAAAAUCAGUGAGGAUGGACGAGGUGAAGAGAGCCUCGCUAACCAACAGCGUGACGAUAAGGCCCCGGCUUAUCUACGGACUGCGGUCGGACGUGAUUGGCAACAUCCACUUCAACCUCUCCAAGGAGGUCAUCUAUCCGGUGGAGGGUGUCCUGGCCUUCCACGACUACGUUCAGAACAAGCAGAGGUUUCUCCGAUUACCGGAGGACACGAGACCCGAAGUGAUAGCCAUAAGUUCCCAUCGAAAGCUGCUGGCGGUGCUCGAAAGGCAUUCGAAGAACGGUCGGUAUAUAUCGAUCUAUGAACUGGCCACCCUGAAGAAGCGACGUCACCUAGAGCUUCCGAGCAACCAUCGCAGUGCGGAGAUACAACAGAUGAUCUUCACCAACGACUCGAGGUCGGUUGCCUUGAUCACACGUCCGCCGGAGGAAACCCUCAUCAUGUUGGUGCUGGACAAGACCAGCACGGUGAUUGAAGGAAGAGCCACUAUACCAGGAUCCCAUGGCGGAGCCGAGUGCAUUGCUGGGAAUCCGAAUGAUUGCAGCUUCUUGGCCGUCGGCGGGGAACGCACCCUGUUGCUGAUGAGUAAAUCGGAGCGGGGAUUUAGUAUCAGCAAUAAUCUAAAGGUCAAGUAUAGAGUCACCUCGAUGGCCUUCCUCUCGCUGGAUCUGCUGAUGGUGGGCACGUCGGAUGAUCAGCUAAUCCUGGUGGAGAACGGCGAGCAGAAGUUGGCGCAAAAGGCGAGCGAUGCGGACACCGUGGACUUGAUGAUAGACCAGGAGGUGUUCGAUCGGGACAAGGAGUUGCAGGAUCAACGAUUCCUGCCCACCCAAGCGGUUAGUCUUCCGGACAGGAGGGUCCUCUGCAUGACCGCCUUUCCCAAGGGAUUCGCCUACAUCAUCUUCAACCGGGCAUUUGUCUUCGAGCGCGUUUCGAAGUUUAAGUUCGAGAGGAAAACCAUCCUGACGGUGCCCACGAAUCUGUAUGCGGAGCACAUGUACCAGAUCCAAAACCUGGCCAUCGAUCACAAACAGGAAACAGUGAUAGUGACUACGUCCCACUGCCAGAUUUAUGUGGGCAUUCUUAUAGUUCCCGAGACCUUGAAGACCAAGCAACUUAAGUUCGAGCCCCUGGGAGUCCUCAUCCACACGGGAGAGAUUAUCGCCAUGUCUGUGUGCGCCUGGAAACCAAUUAUCAUGACUGCCUCCAGGGACCAGACCAUCCGCAUCUGGAACUACGAGACGGCUCUCGUUGAGCUGGUUCGCAAAUUCCAGGUGGAUGUCAACAUUGUGGAGCUGAGUUUAACUGGUCAGAUGGCGGCCAUUGGCUUCUCCGAUCAGCUGCGGAUCACCCAGAUCUUUAUGGAUGAUUUAAAUAUUGUGAAGACCUACAAUUUUCCGCAUUGCAACGCGGUGCGAUACUCCAAUUUCGGUCACCUGAUGGCCGCCGCCUAUGACAACAACAUAGCCGUCACCUCGGUGUACAAGCUGGAUGUGCUGAUCAAUCUGAAGGGCCACAACGGCACUGUCCUAUCAGUGGCCUGGUCGAAGACCGACAAGUUCCUGAUCUCCGGCGGAGCGGAGGGCGCCAUCUAUCUGUGGGACAUUGAGACGGGGUCCCGACUGCAGGAGAUCGUCCAGAAGGGCACUGAAUACGUGACCAUCUCCUGCAGUACCAACGAUCCCAUGACGAUCUUCGCGGGAACUAGCUUCGGAACGAUCCGUGAGUUCCAGGACUCCACGCUGGUGAGGGAGAUAACGAUUCCGUCGAGGACAAAGGGAUCCGUUUCCGACAUAUGCCUAGCCAGAUCUGAUUUAAUAAUGUUCGUGGCCGAUCAUGAGGGGAACCUUUUCAAUAUGCAACUUCCCUUCCUGGAGGCGGGAGGAGGGACCUUCACCAACUUCAGGUUCUUCGAUGGCCCGGUCAACAAGCUGCGCUUCUCCUACGAUGGCAGCCUUUUGUUUGCGAUCUCCAGCAAGGGAACCCUGGCCAUUUGGGCGAUGGACAACAUCGAGGGCAAGGUGGCCUAUAUGGAUCAGGAUCUUAUGCGCAGCCAGGAGGUACUGAUACCUCGCAGUCAGCUCAACGACAAGAUCGAGCAGAUUGCGAAUCUGGAGCUGCGGCUGAAGCAGCAGGCGGAGGAGUUCCAGUAUCAGUUAAGCCAGAACGAGAUCUUUGACGGCCAGCAGCUGCAGGAGGUGCACAGGAGCUACUGCUCGGCGCUGGAGGAGCUGAAGGAGUUGAACAACGAGAUCGAGGCCAGGCACACGGAGGAGAUGAACCACAUCACGUUCCAGAUCAAUUCCAUUCGGGAGGAUCACCGCGUCCAGCUGGACACGUUGGCCACUCAGUACUCUGAGAGGAUGCUCAUCGAGUACCAGAAGUUCACCAAUCUGCGAGAGAACAUGCUGGAGCUGCGCGAGAGCUACGAGGACAAGCUUAAGAACUCCACGGGCACGCUGCAGGAUACAGUGGAGGCCCUGGAGAACAACUACAAGCAGCAGCUAAACGAACGCAAGGAACUCAUCCGCGACCUGAUGAAGGAGAUGCAAGAUAAGAAGGCCGAGUUCAUUGAGUACUGCCACGAGGUGGAGCUGGAGAACGAUCGCAACAUGGUCUCCACUCAAACGGAGUACGAGAACAAGUUGACCACCGAGCGAAAUGAGACCCAAAUGUGGCGAGGCAAGGCGGGGGUGCUCCAAAAGAAGUUCGAGUCGCAAAGCCGGGAGAUCGACAAUCUCCUUGAAGAGGUGGAGGUGCUCAAGGAGGAGCACUAUAAGUCCCAGCGCAACAUCCAGAAGCAGAUGCGCAACAUUGAGGAUCUACAAAAAGAUAUUGCCGAUCGCGACUACGCCAUCAACGGCAAAGAGAAACGCAUCCAGGACCUGCUGCACAAGAACCAGGAGCUGGACAAGUACAAGCAGGUGCUGGGCCACAAGAUCGCAGAGCUGAAGGCUCAGAUUGAGCCGCGUGAGUUCCAGAUCAACGACAAGCGAAAGCACAUCAUCGAGAUGGAGGCGGAACUGGAGGGUCUCAACCAGAACAAUGUUCAGCUGGAGUUGCAGUUGAAGGAGAUGCGGGAUAAGUACCUCAGCAAUGUGGCCGAACUGCGGACGGAGCGACAUCGGGCGAAGGCCUCCCGGGAGUGUCUGCAUGCCAUCUGCUCAGACAUUUACUACGUGGCCGGGGAGAUCAACACGGCUGAGGGCCUCAAAAAGGCCGUCAAGGAGCUCUUCCGCAAGCACGCCUCCGAUGAUGAGCUCAAGCGAUUCGUCACCCUGGACGCGGAGGUCAGGGACGAGUUUAUGCGGCAGCGCAGGCAGAUCGAGAAUGUCCUGGACCGGUACAAGUCGGUGGCUGAGGAUAAGACAGUGCAGAGAAAGUACGACAAGCUAUUUAAGGAGAACGUAAUCCUGAUCGAGGAGAUCGAGAAGCUGAACGAGACCAACAAGAUGCUGCGCAGCAAGGUCAAGGAGGACUUGCGCCGGUCGACGAAGUUGUCUACCUACAAGUAGAAAGGAAUCCUUCGUUGCCUUCGGAAAAGCAAGGUCUAUUAAAAUAUGUAUUUCACAUUGGACUUAUCGACAAAUUUAGUUAAACGGCAUAUAUAUACAUACAAAAAUGGCA
Drosophila biarmipes is the source of this 3745-nucleotide messenger RNA. RefSeq names its product cilia- and flagella-associated protein 57 (gene tous). The transcript is spliced from 5 exons. Bases 133 to 3633 code for a protein of 1166 amino acids. Gene Ontology annotation, molecular function: protein binding. NCBI's taxonomy places the organism in Eukaryota, Metazoa, Arthropoda, Insecta, Diptera, Drosophilidae. The record is from RefSeq and is a predicted model, not a curated record.